Molecule: messenger RNA, 648 nt
Organism: Chanos chanos (milkfish)
Lineage: Eukaryota; Metazoa; Chordata; Actinopteri; Gonorynchiformes; Chanidae
Gene: fam167aa
Product: family with sequence similarity 167 member Aa
Exons: 2
Coding region: 1-648 (215 amino acids)
Source: RefSeq, a predicted model, not a curated record
AUGGCCACUCACACCAUGGCAGCUUCACAUAACAAGGCUGAAGCCUCAAGUGAUUCAAAAGAGGACAACAGACCUGCCAUGCCCCAGGAUGACCAUCUAAGGACUCUGAAGGCCUUGGCAGAGAAACUGCAAUUAGAAACUAAGAGGCCAUCUCACCUUGAGUGGAGGACUCAGCUGGAGGCUCGGAAAUGCAAGGGCUGCAAAACUGGUGUGGAGCCCCUGGUGACAAGUAAGGUGGAGGAUAGAGGGGUCUUGGGCCCAGUGAAGUGGCCCAUUCAACCUCUCCUGAACACAGCCGUGUAUCAGGCUGGCAUGCGCCCCUCAGGAACACUGAGGGGCUUUGGGAGUAUAGAUGAGGCUCUGGUUUGGCUCAAGAAAGAGUUGACAGACAUGCGUUUGCAGGAUCAGCGACUAGCCCACCAGCUAUUGCAUCUUAGGAAUGACAUUAAUAAGCUGAAAAUCGAACAGACUUGUAACCAGCAUCGAAAGAUGCUCAAUGAUGCCACAGUUGAGCUGGAGGAACGUGAUGAACUAUCUGACCUGCUUUGUGAUUUUCCUGUUUCCUCCGGAUUCAGCCUCUCCAGCCCACUUAAACUGAUUGGAGUCACCAAGAUGAACAUCAACUCUCGUCGCUUUUCUCUGUGCUAG